Messenger RNA from Phytomonas sp. EM1, 978 nucleotides. Lineage: Eukaryota; Euglenozoa; Kinetoplastea; Trypanosomatida; Trypanosomatidae. The record is from the annotation of a GenBank genome assembly.
AUGGCCCGCGAGGUCGGCCUCCGCGCGGGCGAACAAGGCACGACGCUCAACCUGAGCUACGAAAAACUCCUCGCGGGGUACCUCCAGAAGUGCGCGGGAGGGGAGUCCGCCGGGCGGUUUUUUUGGCCCCCAGACCUCCUCCUCCUCCUCGCGGAGAUUCAACACAAACGGGGGGAGUUGGCACUCUAUGCCGGGUACGCCAACGCGAUUGAUGACAUGGCCGAGGUCCUGGACGUCAUCAGCGCGAGCUGCAGCUUCGUCUACGGCACCCUCGUCUCGCAACUCCUGCAGCUGAUGAGCCUCCAGCAGCGGUUUGACUUCAGCGGGAUUCUACAGCGCUCGGCAAAGCUGUUGGCGGCGGCGGAGGCCGUCGGCUUCACCCAUCUCGCUGAGAGCAUCCGCGUUCGACAAGCCACCACGCUGCGCUGUACGGGGCAGUGGAUGGAAACGUUGGAGUUGCUGCAGCAGCUCCAACACACGUCGCCGCUCUUCGAGCCUUGGCAGCUCCUUACCCGGCUGACGGCCGGAUGCGAAGCGCUGCUCGCCUCUGCAGCCCUGCUGCCGCACACCGACGCGAUAACGACGACGGCAACGGAUGUGGUGGGGCGGUUUUUGCAGGAGGGAAUUCGGGAGCUCCAGGUGAGAGGCUACUUAGGGAUGCUCGAGGAGGUGCUACAGCGGCACUUCUCAGCAAAGAACGAGGGAAGGAAUGAGUCUGUUGGGGUCUCCCUACCAGAACUGCUCUGCAUCCACGCCUCAGCUGCGCGCUCGAUUGACAUAUUCCUUUCCGGUAAGUUUUCUGAUCCACACGGCAUCUCUUACUGUUCGAGUUCCAUCCAAACCUGCUCGCGUCAGUUGUCUGAGGUGCUCUGUGAAAGACAUCAAUUGCGACAUGUGCACGAAUGGUUUUCUCAGCGAGGUGCCUUGGAAAUCUGUGAGAUGCUGCUUAAUGGAGAGUUAGGAAUGCAUGACAGUUAG